UUUGAUGACCUAAUUACAGGUGUGAGUCGGACAAAUUUUCAAAGAUGGAGAAGGGGACUUAUGCCAUGUUUUGUUUGUGUUUCGCUAUUUUUUGUUUGUUGAUCGCCUUCGCAAGUCCGUACUGGGUGGAAAGCUUUGAGAAGUCCGACAACAAAUUUGUGAAAUGUGGCUUGUGGGAAUUCUGUUUCAAUGAUUAUUCGUUUUGGAAAGAUUACAACGGAAAGCGGUUUUUGGGGUGCUGGUACAUUUUCUCGGAUCAGUAUAGACCACUUUGGGAAUGGCUGUCUCCUCCAUGGUUCAUCGGAUGCCAAGUUAUGAUCAGUGUAACCCUGUUGUUCCAAGUGGUCUCGUGUGUGGUGGCCACUCUGGCCUACUGGCGGUGUCUGCCCAUGUACCUGAAGGAAAUCAUCUAUAUGGGGACAGCAUUAGUGGCUUUGCUCUGUACUGUGUUGAUCUUCAUCACCUUGAUACUUAUGGGGAUUAAGAAGGAAGACCGAGGCUGGAUGCCGCGACCCGACCAGAACUACUUGUCAUGGUCCUAUGGACUCGCGUGUAUUUCCGGAUGGUUUAUGCUGUUUGCUGCUGGGGCUUUUGCGAAAGCAGCUAGUGACGAUACUAAAGAAAGAUACUGAUUCAUUGUUUACAAACUAAAUACAUACCGAGGGCUCAGUGAACGAUGGACAACACAUGAUACAUGUAUAUAAAAAGAAGUUACAAUGGUCUUGUAUUGCGUCAUCCAUUCAGGUUCUUAGGUCACCUUCUUUGUAUAUAUUGGACCUGCAUGCUUUUUCAUCACACUUUGUAAAUAGACAGUGUAUGUAAUACAGUGUAGAUAUGCUAUUCACCCAUGCUAUACUUCAUUUCUAGUUUAAUGUUAGGUAAACUUCACAUACAUUUUGGUAAAACAUAGCAAUAACAAUCUCUCUCCGCAUAUUUGUAAACAAUAUCAUUAGAAUUCAAACAAUAAUUGCUUAAGUGGGUAUAUUCGAUGUCCAGCAAGUCAUACCUUUAUUUCUUAAUUUGUUAUAAUUUCAAAGAAGUUUAUUUUCCAUCUAAAUCAUAAUAGGAAAGCAUGGUAUUUUCCUGUUGAUUUCAUAAAAGAACAUUUUUUAAUCACUCAUCACUUUCUGUAUUUCAGCUAAAAACACGUUGGAUGUUGACAUUUAGAAGAAAGCAAAAUUUAUUAAAAGUUUAGUGUAUUAUAAUGUUGCUUUUCUUACUGGAUAUCAUCACAGUAUUCACACUUCUUAUAAGUGGAAAUUAAUACAAUAUACUGUUGAUAUUUCUUCCGCAACUAUAUUUUAGCAAAGUAUUGAAGUCACAUGUCAAUGCUUUCAUUUUGUCAUAGAAAAUUAUAAUAUGUUGCAAUCUGGGCUUAAAGAUUUUUUGAUACAUUUUACAUUUUUUGAAACACUCUAUUACCAUAUCAAUAAAUUAUUAAGGCGCUGAUCAUGGAUCGGGAAAGUUUCCUUGAAAUCAUGAACAUUUUGUGUACAUACUAAGCCUUCACUCAUAGCCAGUAGCUAUAUGCAAUAGUUACAGAUACUUGGUGAAUCCAUUCAACUGUAUGUUUUUCUGAAGCACCAUGGUUUAUUCAUUCAUAUAUGAUGUAUAAAUCUAUAGUUAUGAUGUGUAUUGAAGCGUUGAUCUAUGAUAAUAAUGUCUGUCUAUAUUCAUUUCUCACAGAAUAAAACUUCUUGUGAUGUAUGCACAUGUUUGCCAAUGUACUAAAGAUGACAUACAGUUUUACACUGAAAUAUAUGUUUUCAUAAUGAAAUUGCCUAUCAGCCUAGAGAUACAACAUCCAUAAUUGAUUUGAUACGUAGUUUAACAACUUAGCAGACAUAACAUCAUAAUUUGAUUUAUAGCGUGCUGAACAUAUGUUACAAUGUAAGACAUAAAGAACAUAUACGGUAAAAUCUUAAUGAUGGAGAAAUUCUCACUAACUUCACAGACUCCUUAAUCAUUAAGAUUUUACCUUAAAAUUAUGUUUCAACAUAAAUGUUAGCCAAUUAAAUGAACUAUUUUAAUUCUGGGGCUGUAUAACAUAAAUUACAUUUAUAUCUUGGAUUUAACAUAUUAAAAAUUAGGAUUCAUGAGUGAUAUACAUUUUGGACUGAUCCUCAAAUAAUUUCAAUGAAUUAUGAACCAGACAUUAGAAAUAAGUUUGAGAAUUAAAAUGAAUACUUAGUACAUUAUACUGCUCCAGGAUUUUAAAGGGUAGCUACAUGAAGUCGGCUCUUGAUAUUUGAUUUAAAUCUGAACUAAGUCUUUGCUGAAAUUGUUUUGUUAGUGAUGGACACAAAGUGUUUUAUGCCAUGCUUGGUGUAUCAUUGUGAUUCAUUGUACAUAUAUAUAUAUACUUUAUUCUUUUUCCAUACAAAACUAUUCAUGUUCCUUUUUUACGCAUUGUAAAUGUAAUCAAAUAUUCAUGUCCAUAUAUUUUAAUAAACCAUUUUUCUUA
Mya arenaria is the source of this 2464-nucleotide messenger RNA. RefSeq lists its product as uncharacterized. Lineage: Eukaryota; Metazoa; Mollusca; Bivalvia; Myida; Myidae. The record is from RefSeq and is a predicted model, not a curated record. The transcript has 3 exons. Gene Ontology annotation, cellular component: membrane. Bases 45 to 632 code for a protein of 195 amino acids.